CAUUCCUCGAUAACCUGUGCAGGUUGUGUUGUGCUGGAGUGGACAUGGACUUCGACUUGUCAUCAGCUGUGGGGAAGGACGAUAAGGUGGAGAAGAAGGAUGCCUCUGGCCAGGACCAGAAUUUGUCCUGGUUUGGACACAAGAAGGAUAAGGACAAGAGUGACAGUAAAUCCAAGUCUGACUGCAAGGAUAAGUCAAAGCACUCUGCAAAGAAGCACAAAGAGCACAAGGAUAAAGUGCACAAGAAGGACAAAGUGCACAAGAAGGAUAAAGAGCACAAGAAGAAAGACAAGGAAGGAAAAGAUGGAAAUGAGUCAGACUCCUCUUCAUCCUCCUCAUCUUCCUCUUCCAGCAGUGAUUAAGAGAAGAAGAAGAAGCACUGAAUGACUGAUUCUUCUUUUGGGACCAGUCUCCGUAUUCCUGCUGUAUUUGUGCCUAUUACAGAAUAGAUGUGUGUGUGGCGGCGAUGCUGUCCUGUGACUGGUUUCAUGGAAGCACAGGUUUUGAGUAAAUAAAAUAUAAAAUGACUUGGAUUAAACAACAGAGUGGCCAGAACGAUUUGUGUAGGUACAUUUCCAUUUAGUGCUCCCUUCAAGUGAAGGGUUUACAUUUGAGCAGAAGGUGGCAGCAUUUUCAAAAAACAAAAGUACUUCAUAGGACAUUUUUGCACCUUCAGUUCACUGAAUCUGUUUUCCUGAUAACUUCUUAUGCAUGUAAGAAUGGUGCAUCAUAUGUAUGUUGCAUUUUUUUCAUUUGUAAAAUAAAUGUGAAACCAAA
Lampris incognitus (smalleye Pacific opah) is the source of this 777-nucleotide messenger RNA. RefSeq lists its product as uncharacterized. The transcript is spliced from 4 exons. Bases 45 to 362 code for a protein of 105 amino acids. NCBI's taxonomy places the organism in Eukaryota, Metazoa, Chordata, Actinopteri, Lampriformes, Lampridae. The record is from RefSeq and is a predicted model, not a curated record.